Messenger RNA from Fusarium odoratissimum NRRL 54006, 1948 nucleotides. RefSeq lists its product as uncharacterized. The transcript is spliced from 2 exons. Lineage: Eukaryota; Fungi; Ascomycota; Sordariomycetes; Hypocreales; Nectriaceae. Bases 534 to 1217 code for a protein of 227 amino acids. The record is from RefSeq and is a predicted model, not a curated record.
UCUCCACAUGCCAUAAGGCCAGGGUGUCCCUGAAAAUCCACUGAAGUUAUUAACCCCUCUGCCCCUCCACGGCCCAAUUCCCUCCACCAACACUGAAAAUUUCUCCUCGAGCACUACCCAGUUCUCUUCACGCACAUGAAUCGCGAUACCUGCACCAUCUUCAACAAACAAGAUUGAGCCCGGUUAGCUCAAUCGGUAGAGCGUGAGACUCUUACGAGUACGCGAUCUCAAGGUUGCGGGUUCGACCCCCGCAUCGGGCUAUUCCUAUAAAACUAUUCUUUUGCCCAUCUUCUUGAUGUUUAUGCCGUGUAGAGUUUGGAAUUAGAAGUGUAAAUCCUGUUUUUUUUAAUGGUGAAUGGUGCUCGGUUAUCUGAACUUGAUACCCCUCCGUCGGAAGAGCGGGGCCGAUCGGAAAAGGUGGCUCUUAUCAGUUGAUCAUCUCCCGUCUCCAUCGUCAUCAUCUGCGAGACACCGCUUGUUGAAGACACUCGCUCCCUGUGAUACGCUUGAACGAUAACUGGAGAAUUGAAAUCAUGGCGAACGAUAAACCGUAUAAACCUGCGCUCAUUAUAGUAGACUUUCAAGAAGACUUCUGCCCGCCUUCCGGCUCCCUCGCCGUCCCUUCAGGCCGCACAAUCGCCUCCCCAAUAAACCACCUAACAACCCUCCCCUUCCCCCUCAUCCUCGCAACAAAAGACUUCCACCCAUCCUCCCACAUAUCCUUCGCCUCAAACCACGCCUCCUCAACACCCUACACAUCAACCACAACAAUCCAGCACCCUGACGACCCUUCCCAGAGCUACACGACAACUUUAUGGCCAACGCACUGCGUCCAAGGCACGCCGGGCUGUGAGCUGGUACCGGAGCUAGAUGUCUCGCGUGUUCAUGCUGUUAUUGAAAAGGGCCAGGAUGAGCGCGUGGAGAUGUAUAGUGCGUUUUAUGAUCCGUUUAGGGUGAGUGAUAGUGGACUCGCGGGCAUGUUGAGUGAACAGGGUGUUACGGAUGUUUUUGUGGUUGGAUUGGCAGCUGACUUUUGCGUCAAAGCCACGGCGGAGGAUGCGCUGCAGGAGGGAUAUACCACCUGGAUUGUUAAUGAAGGGACAAAGCCUGUCAUGCCUGAUAAGUGGGAGGAGUGCAAGAGAGGCAUGGAGGACAAGGGCAUCAAGUUCACGUCUAUUGAUGGAGAUGUAGUGGCGAGAGUAAAGGCAUAUGCAUGAUUUAACAAAAAAAUGAUUAAAAUUGAAUUGCGAAGUGGCACUUUAACAUAACUACCAUCUUCAAUAUUGCCAUCUUUCGACGGCUGUAUAUGUAUGUAUGUAUGGAUGCUCUCAUCUUUCCAGAAUGUCCAAUGCAAAAACUCCAUGCUGUGUGACCAUCCACUCCAUCCCAGACCAUGUGUGUAGUGUAUCAUACUCAUACAUGUUCUCGUCUAUGUUAACUUUUUAUCAUCCGCUCGCCUCUACUCCUUCAAAUGCAAAGUUAUUCGUCUAUCGCUUUGACCUCUGAAUAGCAGCGGCGCUCAUCGAUGUUGUUGACGCUGAGCGCUCCUGGGCAUUGGUCAUGGCCAAGGAGACGGGUGUCAUGGGAGGAGCGGGGGUGGUGCUGCGAGAGGGAGCGGCACUUCGGUUGUGCUGCAUGUGAGCCCGGACGAGAUGACCCGCGGCCAGGGCACUGCAGAGAGAAAGCUCGCCUGCGAGAACGGCUGCGCCGAUGAUGCGGGCAAGACGGCGGGCGUUGUCUCCAGGGUUGGUGGGGUGAGAGCCUCGGACACCAAGGAUGUCGAGCAUGGCGCUCUGAGGCUCGAGGAUGGUACCACCACCAAGAGUUCCGACCUCAAGCGAUGGCAUAGAGACGGAGAUCUGAAGAGCUCCAUUGAGGCUGUAAAUGUUAGCGUGUGUUCGGCUUGAUUUCUGGGACAAACUUACUUCUUCAUGAUGGUGAUACAGUU